Molecule: messenger RNA, 909 nt
Organism: Parnassius mnemosyne (clouded apollo)
Lineage: Eukaryota; Metazoa; Arthropoda; Insecta; Lepidoptera; Papilionidae
Source: the annotation of a GenBank genome assembly
AUGAGUCAGGCUGUGAGUUCGGCGAAGAUCACGCUGUGGCUUUCCAUUCUGCAAGGCUUUAUAUUUCUCGUCGCUGAUACAAGUACUGAAACACCGUCUGACAGUACUACUGUAGAUAUUUCAUCUCGUCGCUUCCGGACAGAAUUUCUACAAGAAUGGCAUGAUUCAGCUGAUGCACCCUAUUUCGAUCCUAGCACGCCUCGUAACAUAACAGGUCUGGUUGGGCACCCCGUUCGGUUGUUAUGCAGAGUUAAAAAUUUACAAAACAGAACUGUUUCGUGGGUUCGACAUCGUGACAUUCAUUUAUUAACAGUUGGCCGAUAUACUUACACGUCAGAUCAAAGAUUUGAAGCACAGCAUAAACCUCGAUCUGAAGAGUGGGCUUUACGUAUCCGAAGCCCGCAAAGACGAGACUCAGGCCAAUAUGAGUGUCAGAUUUCAACUACUCCGCCCAUAGGCCAUGCUGUUUUUCUCAAUAUCGUAGAACCCGAAACUACGAUAUCAAGUGGUGCUGAAUUGUUUAUACAAGCAGGAUCGACAAUCAACUUAACGUGUAUAGUUAAACAUACACCUGAACCUCCUUCUUCUAUUACAUGGACACAUGGAGAACAGGUUAUCAAUUUUGACUCCGCUAGGGGUGGAAUAUCAUUAGUAACAGAAAAAGGCCUCCGAAGUACUAGUCGCUUGUUAAUUCAACAAGCAAGAGGUGCCGAUGCCGGUAUUUACACUUGUGGACCCAACAACGCCCCAUCCGCAUCAACAAGAGUUCAUGUGCUCUCCGGUGAACACCCAGCAGCAAUGCAACAAGGCUCCGCAAAAUGUUCCCUGGAUAAAAUUGUAAUAAUAUUUUAUUUUUCUUCAACGUUAUACGUAAUAAGGUCAUUCAAUAUCAUGACAUUUGGCACUUGA